AUGAAAGCUGCUAUUUUUAUCAUAGUCUUGAUUGCUUUAGCAUCCGCUUAAAAGGAAAGUUAGUUUGGAGUAAUUGAAAAUUUGUUUAAAAACUCAAAAGAGUAAGUAUAUGAUCUCUUUGAAAAGAUUAUCCAUUAAGGUACUUCUUGCGAAAUUGUUACUGCUGCUUCUUGUUUUGGUGAUCUUAAAGGUCUUUUCGGUGACUGCACAAGUGCUAUUUCAACUUCUGGUGUUAAUUUAAUGUCUGAUUUCUUGUGCAUUAAGUCCCUUUGGAAUUUAGACUCCUCAAAAAUUAAAAAAUGUCAUGGUUGCGUUUGUGAUUUUGCAAUUGCUGCUAAAUUUUACUUGCCCACCUGCUCAAAUGAUAAAAAACUUUUGCAAUCUGGAGUCAAUGUUUUUGAAGAAUUAUUACAAUAAUAAAUUUGA
Molecule: messenger RNA, 426 nt
Organism: Tetrahymena thermophila SB210
Lineage: Eukaryota; Ciliophora; Oligohymenophorea; Hymenostomatida; Tetrahymenidae
Exons: 2
Source: RefSeq, a predicted model, not a curated record